AAUGCCGGCCGCUCUAGACGAUCUGUUAAAUGAAUUGCUGGGCGAAAAAAUCCUACAUGAAGCGACAACGCGAACCACGACCCCGACCAGAACGACUAUGUCGUGGACAAAAACGCCCACCCACGGUGUUACUGUUACGAAUAGAACAUUCGUACCAACUUCUGAGAGCGAAACUAUUUGCACAGAAGACAACACUGAUGGACGUCAUUCACAUACAGUAGCGGAAAGAUCGUGGUCUCAAUCGGCACCUAAUCAUACGGCGGAGUCGUUAAGUACUAAAACAAUGGAAACUUAUUCGGAUGGUGCUACUUGGGGUAGGAAGCAUGUUCAAAGCACCACCAGAAAAGAGAAACAAACUCAUUUCGCAUCUAAUUCGAGUUUUCAAGAUGAACGAUCGGCGUUAUAUAACGGCCUUUCGACUUCGGCCUCUUCGGCAAGGGAGAGAUUUGCAACGUCAACAUCUAGUAGGUCAAGAGAGGAUUCCGAUUCGCAUAAAUUAUCUUUCGAUGAGGAUUCUUUUACACAUAGAAAAUCAACGGACUCCUUUUCAAAGUUGAAUGAUUGUCUAAAUUCUUCUUUUCAAGAAACUGAAAGGAGAAAUCCUUAUAAUGUCCAGCUUUCCCCUACGUUAGCGAAGGAUGCCAGGAUAUCGCCUAUACUUUCGAAAGAUUAUAGAACGCCGUCGUCCAGGGAACGCGUUUUCUCUCCGAAUACGACGCAGAAUGAAUAUUAUCAUAGAAAGGCGAAUGCUAGUCAAACUCUAUCCGGCGGAUCUUACGCUUCUAGCAAGCUAGGCUUUCGUGUUGACUACGACAAUCCAUAUAAACCGAUUGACAGAGGAUAUCAAUCGGAUUCAGAAACUUGGAUAGAACAGCAAAGAUCAAGAGUUGUACAACGAAGACAGGCCAAAACACCUGACAUUGAAGUAUGGUCUAGAGAAACACCAAAGAAAAGAUCAUCAAGCGUUUCAGAAUCAGCGGAAAAGUCUUACUGGGUUUCCGGUUUAGAGAGGCCUCCGUUUACAACGCAUCAAACUAACUAUACAUUUUCGAUUAAGUCAUCUAAACCACCGGUGGCUGUUCCACCGGUUAGAACUCCUGCUAGUAGAGAAGCAGUUAAGAGGGCAAUGAUAAGAACAAGGCUGGAGACAACACCUCCGCCUCCACCACGACCGAUUUCUCCUCGACAUUAUACACCUCCUCGUAGAAGCCCCACGCCUCAUAGCAUUGUAGAGGAGCCAGUUUUGGCAGCUGAAAAGAAACCAUUCGAAGAGCAUUUCGAGUUAGAAGAUGAAGUCAUUGAAAAUGAGCAUAUAAGUUUGGUCCCUAUUGGGGUUCAUCCUCUAGAACCUGACACUAAUUCGAUGUGUACACUAGUGACACCGGGAGGAACCUUACUUAGAAAAGCUCCAUCUUAUCCUGGUUCUCCCAUGACACCAGUUUCGUUUCUUACUACGCCAAGGGUGCUACAACAACAAAGCGUUACUAGCCCACAAGUGUCUACAUUUAAAGAGGAGCACCACCAUACGGAACAGAAAACAGAGCAGAGAGUAGAACGGAUCAAUGGGAUCGGAGAGACUUUCAGUGAACCAGCCGCUGAACGUCCAGGAGAGCUUUAUAGCGUGCCCUCAAAUAGACACAUAACUGCUGACACAUCACCUCGACCCGUAAAAGCUAUGGCUACUAGUAGCCCAAUACCAGUUAGGAGAACCCCAGUGACUCCUAUACAAAACGGAAAUCUUCUAUUUGAAAAGAAUGAGGCGAGUUUAAAUAAUUCUGCUCCUCCCGUUAAGCGAGGUGGCUGGGAUCAGGUUGACAGGCAAACUCCCGUAACGGAACCUCUUAUAACUCCGACCAACAAGCAGAAGGCGGAGAGAGGUGUGACAAUUAGUGAUUUAAAUGCUUCCUUUGAGUCUACUGCUUCUGGAAUGGAGAGUUUACCUGCAAAGCUUGUACACGAUACUUCAGCAUCAUGGUAUAAACCUCAUUUGUCUAGAGAAGAGGCUAUUCAAACGCUUAAGUUGGCUCCACCCGGAAGCUUCAUUGUGAGGGAUUCAACUUCUUUCGCAGGUGCUUAUGGAUUAGCUGUUAAAGUUGCUCAGCUUCCUCCUGGGGUAACUCCUCGGCCAGGUGCUGACGCACAGAGCGAAUUGGUCCGACACUUUUUGAUUGAGCCGACGAAAAGCGGCGUCCGUCUAAAGGGUUGUGCGAAUGAGCCAGUUUUCCCUUCCUUAACGGCUUUAGUUCAUCAACACGCUCUUACCCCUUUGGCUCUUCCCUGCAAACUUCUUUUACCAGAAUUAGAGACUAGGCCAACCCUUCUCGAUCAGGGUUCAGCCUGCAAUGUCCUUUAUAUCGCUUCGUUGAAUAUAGAAAGUUUAACGGGUGCUAAAGCAAUAUCUAAAGCAGUUAAUCAGGCCUUGAAUGGAUCCCAACCCACAACCACUGCACAUUUGAAAAUUACAAAUGGUGGAGUUACGUUGACAGAUUUGGAACGUUCAGUUUUCUUCCGACGUCACAUAAAGCCCGAUCAAAUUUUAUUUGCUGGUCUAGAUCCUGAAGGAAGAUUCUGGAAAGGCUCCAAUAGUACCAUAUUCGGAAUAGUAGCCCGAAAGGAUAAAAUGACGAACGUUUGCCACAUUUUGGCUCAGAUUGACGAGGCGGCAUCUAGUAUAGUCUCUUCCGUGUGUCACCUAAUUAGUAACUAG
This is a messenger RNA of Dimorphilus gyrociliatus, 2707 nucleotides long. The record is from the annotation of a GenBank genome assembly. Lineage: Eukaryota; Metazoa; Annelida; Polychaeta; Dinophilidae.